AUGAAGCUUCCUCACUUCCUCCAGGAAGCCGGGGAGAGCGCCUCGCAGGACCCGGCAGACGGCCUCCGGCUGUCGCUAGCUACAGACACUGUGUUCCAGACGCACAUCGCGCCCGGCGCUGUGCGUGGACUGGCCGCCGCGCUCCCCCGGCCGCGCUUCCCUCGGGCCGGAGCGGCGGCGCGAGCGCGUCCGCGGGGCUGGGCCGCCGCCGGGAGCCGCCGCUGUCGCCGCUGUCGCCGCUGUCGCCGGGCCGGGCCGCGCGCGGGGGCGGGGAUGGCGGGCGCGGGCCGCGCGGUGCCGGUGCAGCUGCGGCGCGAGCGGCGCCUGGUGUGCGUGGAGUACCCGGGCGCGGUGCGCGACGUGCCCCGCGUGCUGCGCUCGCUGGGCGGCGAGGAGGCCGUGUCCCGGGUCUACGCGGACCCCUCCAAGAGGCUGGAGCUGUACUUCCGGCCCCAGGACCCUUACUGCCACCCCCUGUGUGCCAACCGCUUCAGCACCAGCAGCCUGCUGCUCCGUGUCAGGCGGAAGCGCGGGCGCCAGAGGGACGCCCAGCCCGAGGGCGCGUUCCACAUGGAGGUGCUGGGCACCGUCUCCACCAUCUACAAGUUUCAAGGCAUGUCUGACUUCCAGUACCUGGCCGUGCACCUGGGCCCGGGCGGGACGCUGCUGUCGCUGUACGACAAGGUGCUGCUGGGGAGGCCGGAGCAGGAGGCCUUCUUCCACCAGGACCUGCCGCUCUUCGUGCCCCCGCCCAUCUUCUCGCGCCUCGACACCCCCGUGGACUACUUCUACCGGCCCGAGACGCAGCACCGGGAGGGCUACAACAACCCCACCGUCUCCUGCGAGAACCUGAUUGGCCUGAGCCGGGCCCGGCGCCCCCACAACGCCAUCUUUGUCAACUUUGAGGACCCCGAGGUGCCCGCGCAGCCCCUGGAGGCCGCGGUGCACACCUGGAGGCGGGUGUGCGCCAACCCCGUGGACAGGGAGGCCGAGGAGGAGCUGCGGAAGCUGUUUGACGUCCGUCCCGUGUGGUCUCGAAACGCCGUCAAGGCCAACCUCAACAUCCACCCCGACAAGCUCAAGGUCCUGCUGCCCUUCCUGGCCUAUUACAUGAUAACCGGGCCCUGGAGGAGCCUGUGGAUUCGCUUCGGGUACGACCCCCGGAAGGACCCCACCGCCAAGAUGUACCAGGUCCUGGACUUCCGGAUCCGGUGCGGCAUGAAAUACGGCUACACCCCCAGCGAGCUGCCGGUGAAGGCCAAGCGCAGCACGUGCAACUACAGCCUCCCCAUCACCGUCAGGAAGGCAGCCAGCCAGCUGGUCACCGUGCAGGACCUGAAGCAGGGCCUGGGCCCCUCGGGAGCCGCCAGUGCCCGAAAGUCCGCCUCCAGCAAGUACAAGCUCAAGGACUCCGUGUACAUCUUCCGGGACGGGGCCCUGCCGCCGUAUCGACAGAUGUUCUACCAGCUGUGCGACCUCAACGUGGAGGAGCUGCAGAAGAUCAUCCGGCGCAAUGACGGCGCGGAGACGAGCUGCACGGAGCGGGACGGCUGGUGCCUCCCCAAGACGGGUGACGACCUGCGGGAUGCCAUGUCCCUCAUGAUCCGCCAGACCAUCCGCGCCAAGAGGCCGGCCCUGUUCUCCAGCCCGGCCAAAGCGGACGGCGGCCAGGACCAGCCGGCCUACGAGUGCGGGGAGGACGGGGAGGACGGGGAGGACGAGGAGGACGAGGAGGAGGACUUCAAGCCGUCGGACGCGAGUGACAACGAGAUGGAGACGGAGUUGCUGGACUACGUGUGACCUGCUCGGGGGCCCUGCUGACGGGGUCCUCGGGACAGGCCGCGCCCGCCCGCCGCCUGCCCCCCGCCCUGCUGGGCCGGGCCGGUGGCCUCCAGUGGCGCGGUGGCACCAGGCCCCCAUGUCUGAGCGCCUGGGUGGGCAGUGGGGAGCUGGGCCCAGGUGCACGGCCACCCCCUUGGGGCAGUUUGGGCCCCAGCCCGGCCCUGCAGACGUCCCCCGUUAAUUUUUGCCCCGGAGCCCUGGUGUUGGGGGGUGGUCGGGGCGCUGGCCCGGCAGCCCCCUCAUGACUGCCUUCCAUCCUUGUCAGUGGCCUCUUUCAGGGGGGGGGUCACACCUCACCUGGUGAUGCUUAGGGGUGACUCCUGACCUCGCAGGAAUUACUCCUGGCGGUGCUCGAGGAACCAUGUGGGAUGCGGGGGGUUGAACCCACGUCAGCAUGUGCAAGGCAACCGCCGUCCCCAGUGUCCUAUCGCCCUUCAGUGUCCUCUUGUGGGCAGCACGAGGGCCCCAAGGACCCUGGCGGGUGGGAGGGAGCAACAGGAAUUGCCCUGCGUCCUCACGGGGCCCUGGGAGCCAGGCAGCAGGGGCGGGGGCUGCGGGGUGCACAGGCAGCCGCCCCGAGGGGCAUCUCUCCAGUCUCAGCCCCCCAGUGGGGCCCCGCGUUCAGUCAGCCGCAUGUGCGUGGCUGGGGCAGGGGGCCCCCCAGCGCCCCACCAAGGCUGCCCUGUCCUCCCCGGAGCCCCCGGGCCCGGCGGAGCUGGGGUGCAUUCCCACCUGCCCGCCCCAGGGCUGACCCCGCAGAGGUGUGUCCCCAGGGGUGAGGUCCCUGGUGCCUCUGCUUCGCCGGACAUGCCCGCAGCCGCCUGGCCCACAGUGCCCAGGGUCAGGCGAGGGCUGAGGAGUUGUGGGGCUCCCUUGCCGCCCAGCCCAAGUCCCCCCGGGCUCUGCCCCCUGGGCUUGAUCGGCCCACCUCAGCCCUGGGGUUCAGUUGGGCCAGCCCAGCCACGCCUGGGGACUUUGGUCCAGGCCCCCGCGGGGGAAGCAGGUGCCAUCCCCGUUGUGUUCUCCGGCCCUACGUUUUCUUUGGCUGUACAAAAUUUCUUUUUUCUUUUUUUUUUAAUUUUACUGAAUCACCGUGAGAUAGUUACAUGCUUUCAUGUGUGGGUUACAGUCUCACAGUGAUCAAACACCCAUCCCCCCACCAGCGCACAUUCCCCACCUCCAAUAUCCCUGGUGUACGCCCCCUUUCCCACCCUCCCCCUGCCUCCAUGGCCGACAAUAUUCCCCGUGUUCUCUCUACUUUUGGGCAGUAUGGCUUGCAGCAGACACUGACAGGUCCUCAUGUUUGGUCCAAUAUCUAUUUUCGGCACACAUCUCCCAUCCCGACUGUACAAAAAUUUUUCAAUGCAAUAUUGUUCCAACUGUGUGUUACUUGGUUGUGCUCCCCUGGCAGUGCUCGGGCUAUUUCUGGCUCUCUGCUCAGGGCUCACUUGUGGUGCUCAGCUCCAGGGAGCUCACGGGGUCUGCAGCGUGCGGGGCAAAUGCCCACCCCUUGCACUGUUGCCUUGGGCUCCCUGCGUCUCGGAUGCUGAAUCACGGAGGUCCGUCCAUCCGUCCCAUCGUCUGGAGUCUGUCAGGCCUGCUGUGCACAGAGUCCGUGAGGAGCUGGAAUGGUCGCUUCCCGCCUGCGCUGGGUGGGGGUGGGGCCACCCCCCUCCAAGUCUGGGGCUUUCUCCCCAGUGGCCGCGACAGCCCCCGUUGCAGUUAGCGUCUGUGUCCAGGUUCGUUUCUGCUCCCGUUGGUACGCUGUCAAUCUGUAUGUCUUUAUUUUGGAAUUCUGGGGGUUCUUUUUGUUCCAUUGUUUAUAAUAAACAGUUUUAGUGACCAUU
Messenger RNA from Sorex araneus (European shrew), 3689 nucleotides. It is a transcript of the gene GTF3C5, whose product is annotated as general transcription factor IIIC subunit 5. Gene Ontology annotation, cellular component: transcription factor TFIIIC complex. Lineage: Eukaryota; Metazoa; Chordata; Mammalia; Eulipotyphla; Soricidae. Gene Ontology annotation, biological process: transcription initiation at RNA polymerase III promoter. The coding region runs from base 1 to 1800 and encodes 599 amino acids. The record is from RefSeq and is a predicted model, not a curated record. The transcript is spliced from 13 exons.